AUGUAGCGCUUACUAUACAUUGAGUUAUAAUAUAUACUUAGUUAUAUGCUGCUCCCCGAGAGUGCUCGGUGCGAUGCGGUAGCACUGGUUUAUUCCUUUCAUAUGAGUCAAAUUACGAUCCGACUAAGUUAGUAGAAAUGCCAUUGAAAUUCCACCACUGGGAUAUCUAAGUCGAUUUUUUAAUAUUUUGGAAAAUAUCUACAUAGAAAAAUUGGGAGGCUCGAAAUUUGUUUCAGACCUAUGGUUCCUUGGGUAUAAAUGCUUGUUAUGACCCAUAGAGCCAGAAUCGCGAUGUGCCUUUGAAGGUUUUUUCAGCCCCCUACAAAUUGACCCACUCUAAUAUAUAUUUGGUGAAUUAUCCACUUUAAUAGUAUCUUGACGACGAAAAGCACCAAAGAGCUGAGCGCAAUGAAUAUAAUUUUGAUCAUCCAGAUGCAUUUGACAUAAAUCUCAUGGUGGAUGUUUUGCGCAAACUCAAAGAAGGAAAAAAAGUUGACGUGCCGAUAUAUAAUUUUGUCACACAUCAACGUGAAGCUGCAACCAAAACUAUGUAUGGAGCAAAUGUCAUUAUUUUUGAAGGAAUUUUGGUAUUUCAUAGUCAAGAUAUAUUAGAUAUGUUAGAUAUGAAAGUAUUUGUCGACACAGAUGCCGAUAUACGUUUGGCUCGACGUUUAAAAAGAGAUAUUACAAUGAGAGGAAGAGAUAUAGAAGGAGUAAUCAAACAAUAUUCUAGUAUGGUAAAACCUGCAUACUGUAAUUAUAUUGCACCAACAAUGGCUCACGCAGAUAUCAUUGUUCCGCGUGGUGGAGAUAACAAAGUUGCAAUUCAAUUAAUUGUACAGCAUGUUCACACACAAUUACAAUUGGUAAAUUUAUAAGAAGUAUCACAGCGGACAGCAUAGAUCAAGAAAAAAUAUCAAAGUUUGAAAAUCGGUCCAACUUUUUUUUUUCUAAUAUUUUGCUAAACCGAAAACUGUUCAGAAAAGGUGUCAUAUUAUACCUAUUCAAUUUUUGAAUAGGUUUUAUUGGUUAGUGGAGCCUGAGAAUAAUCAUGACUCAAAUAUUUUUAAUUUGAAGAAUGAAAUAUGACAGCCUAAUAGUAAAACCGAAAUGGAAGAAAUUGAGCGUAAAAACAUGAUGCAAAUUCUUCAGCGAGAGAACUUUCAAAUUUUAGAACAAAAAAGUUUGUAAGGAGGGCAAAAACACAAUAUAUCGAAACAUUUGGGUGGAACAUUUUUUGAAUUUCGAGGCAUAUCUUGAUGGC
Molecule: messenger RNA, 1264 nt
Organism: Contarinia nasturtii (swede midge)
Lineage: Eukaryota; Metazoa; Arthropoda; Insecta; Diptera; Cecidomyiidae
Product: uridine-cytidine kinase-like 1
Exons: 2
Coding region: 453-878 (141 amino acids)
Cellular component (GO): cytoplasm
Molecular function (GO): kinase activity; ATP binding
Source: RefSeq, a predicted model, not a curated record